ACUAAAAAUUGAAAAAUGGGCGAAUCAGCUGAGAAGAAAAAGGCGGGAGUACUGAUGGUUAACGGCACCGAUCAGCGGGAACGGAGUGGAGUCCGCCGGAGGUUGGUACAGUCAACUUUGUUUCCGCACAUAUCUCUAAAAAUUGAAACGAAGUUUCACGAGAAGGCUAAUGAAUGUGAUGACGAAAAUAAUGACGUUGAAGAUGAAGAGUUCUGUGGUAAUCAAGGCAAGAAGAAGGGAAGAAAACGGAAAGGGAAAGUAUGUCCUCAGAAUCGAGCUUCUAAAAAGGGAAAGGAGAAAUCGCCCAUGAAAACUACUCCAAAGAAGAACGGGAUGAAUAAUUUGAUGGAGAGUGACGAUGCAUCACCGUCGCCAAUCCCUAAUUUGAGACUGGAGGCGAAGUUCAUAGCUGAGGAAAAUUCCCAGAUGUCUGCAGGGAAGAAAAUUCAUCCAUUUUUCACAAUGCAAGAAGUGGGGAAGAGGAUCCAGGAGACUGCCGAAGCAGGGAGCAGUAAUUGUUUGCUUAACAGAAGCAACAAACGCAUUGAUAUUGGUCCUAUUCAUGUAUUUGAAAGAAGUCAGGAUGAUGUAGUUCUUGCUUGGAAAGAUUGGAUGUUUUUGGAGAACAUCUCCACUGACACCAGUUGCAACUUUGAAGGCCUAUUCACAUCAGUUUUUGAAAGUUGCAUUGGGGCAUUAUCUUUUGACAACUUUCCUGUUGUUUCACAUUCCUUUAAUCCAUCACUUGUUCAAAACAAGUUGAAAGAUCAAUUUGUUAUUCAAAAUAAUGACUUUCUUGGAACAUCAGUGGAAAUACCUGCUGUGCUAGUAGAUGAGCUGUUAGAAAACUGUCAGCUCCCAAAGAGAUCAGAAGGGUGCCCUGACUGCCAAGUAGAUAGAGUUGCUGUCCUUUCUAAGCAGGCUGAUAAUGUGGAAAAUUCUGGUCUUGAACAGCGAAGUAGACUUCUUCAAGAAAGAUUUGUUCCAUGCUAUCAUGGUUGCAGUAUCCAGCCUGAUAAUAGCUUAUGGACUGAUAAGUACCAGCCAAAAAGUGACACGGAGGUGUGUGGUAAUACUGAAUCAGUUAAGUUUAUGAGUGAAUGGUUGAGGCUUUGGCGUAAGAGAAGUUUUCAAACCAUCAAAUCCUCCAAUAACAUUGAUACAGUCAAAAUGCUUGAAGAUGAUGAUUAUUGCGAAAGUGAUUUUGAUUCAGGAAACAUAGAUGAAGAGAAUAGUCUGAAGAAUGUUCUCUUGGUUACAGGACCAAUUGGGAGUGGGAAGUCUGCAGCUAUCCAAGCUUGUGCAAAGGAACAAGGAUUUAAGGUUCUAGAGUCCAAUGCAUCAGACUGUAGAAAUGGAGCUGUCGUGAAGCAAAAAUUCGGUGAGGCAUUAGAAUCAUGCUGCCUUACAGGGUCAGUAGAAAGCCAAGUAGAUUCACUUAGCAAGCAUGUUAAGAAAUCUGCAGAAAUUUUAUCCAAUGGUGAUGCAGUGCAAGAAGUUGAAAAUGCAGUGAUAGAAUUGAUACCAGCAUCAGAUAAGGAUGGUGCAUCUGUUGCCCUUGGAGUUCCUGAAAAACAUGUCUUUAACGAAAGUGAGACUGGCUUCGGUCAAGCAAAGUUGAUUCUCUUUGAGGAUGUCGAUAUCAAUUUCCCUGAAGAUCGUGGUUUUGUUGCUGCCAUACAGCAUAUUGCUGAAAAAGCAAAAGGGCCUGUGAUACUGACUAGUAAUAGUAAAAAUCUUAUUCUGCCAGACAACUUGGGCAGGCUAGAGUUAUGUUUCACAAUGCCAUCACCAGAAGAGCUGCUUCACCAUCUUUAUAUGGUUUGUGAAGCAGAGAAAGCCUCCAUUCAAUCACAUUUACUAAAGCAAUUGAUUAAAUGUUGUCAGAAUGAUAUCCGGAAAUCUAUUAUGAACCUCCAGUUUUGGUGUCAAGGGAAAAAACAUCAAAAAGAUAGGAAAUUGCAGAAGACUUAUGGCUUGCAGCCGUUUGAUAUAGAGGCUUGUCAUUCAGUACUACCAACUAUGAUCCCUUGGGAUUUACCAUCUCAGUUAUCGGAGUUCAUUGAGAAGGAAAUUACUAAGACUGUAUCCAUAAUUGAAGAUGAAUCUACUUUAAUGGAGGUGAUAGAGGAAGAACUUGAAAGCGACAUGUCAAAUGGCUUGGAGAUGCUCGAUAAAGAGAUAGACAGCAUAAACCCUUUUUGUGCAGUACACGAUUUUUACAAUUCUUCAGGCACCCCAAUUUCUUUCGCUCGAAGAGUUCCUAAGCAUAAACCUAAUGUUGUCAUGUCUUCGGACUCUGAAGAUGAGCAAUUUAAUAUACAACCUUCUUUAGUUCCAGAAAAGAAUGUCAGCUGUGAAUUAUUUGUUAAAGAAGAUUUGGGACUCCUCUCACCUCAUCCAAACAUUCAGAAUAGCACAAGUCCAUCAAGAGAUAAGCUACUUUGUUCUGAAACAGAGAAAUGUGAGGAAAGUGGCUUCCACUUCUCAGAAACAUCAAAUGAUUUAGAAAUGGGAGCUUGCAAAUCUAUGGAUGUAUCAUAUGUUCCUGAGUCAUCCUUUGUUCCUGAGACUGAAAUCAGUAAUGGGAUGGAGCUUUCUUCUAGAACUGUGUCUUACGCUAAUUUUUCUGAAGCAACAGAAGUUUCAGUGAGUUGUGAGUUAUCUGAGGACCUGAUGCCAGUUGAAGUGAAUGACUCUUGUAAAUUUAUACAGAAAUCAGGUAAAAGUUCUGACGGUACAUUCAGUAUUACUGCUGAAGCUUCUCAUGAAGAGGUGGAGAAUUCUCAAAAUGAUUAUGAUGACGCUCCAUCAAAUGGACAUGCAGUGAUGGAUGAAUGCAGCCGCAUGAAUUUCACCAAAAAGUCCUUUUCCAUGGGUAAAUUGAGGAACCUUGUGACCGCUGAUUCUGUGCAAGAGUCAUGGAAAAAACUUCGUGACAGUCAUGCUGAUAUGAAAAAGUAUGUUGAAUUGGAGCCAAGAGAUACUAAUGAAAUUUUGAAACUUACAUCUAGAAUGAGUGACCUUAUUUCACAAGCUGACAUACUGCUUUCCAAGUGCCAAAUACAAGAUACUUUUCAGCUGGGAACGAUCCCUUCCGAGGACUCAAAUGCAUUUAGCUGGUGUGAUGAGCAGCUGCAGAUGGUUGACACUGUUUCUCAACAUGGAUUUUGCUUGUAUGCUAAAAAUAUUGAUAGUAUAGGAUCAAACAUAGGUUUUGAGCAUAGGGUGGAUUUGAGCCAGGAGAUACUGGCUUCCUCAGCUAGUGCAAUGGCGUUUGGUAGAUUGCGUGGACAUGAUGCUAGAGCAAGUUGUGCUUCGGUUGAUGGAAAGGGUUUGGAAAUGAGCCCUUCGAAAUGUGAGCUUGCAGUGAAAAGGGAAGUGAAGUCAUGCCUUUUCGACAUCAUUAGGUCCAUAGUCCCUUCAAGAUUGCACUUGGCACUGAAGGGUGUUGCAUGCCAUGAAUAUAUUUCCUCAUUGGGAGGCAUUUCAAGAUCAGAAGCUUCCCGAUUACCAGUAGGCACGGGCUUGACAAAAAGACGGAGGGCACGAGGUGCUCGCCAUUACUUGAGUACCGGUGCGCUAACAUUAUCCCCUGAAGAUAUUUCAUUGUUGGGCCAAUAUAACUUCAAUGGAAGGUUAUCAUCCAACAGCUGAUGGACAUGGUAAGCUUGCAAGUUAGUGUCCUUGGCUUGAAA
Molecule: messenger RNA, 3698 nt
Organism: Hibiscus syriacus
Lineage: Eukaryota; Viridiplantae; Streptophyta; Magnoliopsida; Malvales; Malvaceae
Exons: 16
Coding region: 16-3657 (1213 amino acids)
Biological process (GO): DNA repair; mitotic DNA replication checkpoint signaling; DNA damage checkpoint signaling
Molecular function (GO): chromatin binding; ATP hydrolysis activity; ATP binding
Source: RefSeq, a predicted model, not a curated record